This is a messenger RNA of Cladophialophora psammophila CBS 110553, 2691 nucleotides long. RefSeq lists its product as uncharacterized. The record is from RefSeq and is a predicted model, not a curated record. The transcript is spliced from 2 exons. Gene Ontology annotation, cellular component: cytoplasm. Bases 1 to 2691 code for a protein of 896 amino acids. Lineage: Eukaryota; Fungi; Ascomycota; Eurotiomycetes; Chaetothyriales; Herpotrichiellaceae.
AUGGUCAAGGCGGAUGUUAAACGGGACUACUAUGCGGACUUGGAUCUGCCUCCUACCGCAGACACCGAAGAGAUCAAAAAACAAUUCAGACUUCUGGCGAAACAAUAUCAUCCGGACCGAAACCCUGGUCGCGAAGUCGAGGUCGUUCCCAAGUUCCAAGCCGUCCAAGCAGCCCAUGAGAUCCUCUGCGAUCCGGUGGAGAAGGCCAAAUAUGAUGCUGGUCGGGCAAGAUUGGCUGCUAAAACCGCCGCUACUACUUCCUCAGCAUACCCCCCCGAUCCAUAUGGUUUCCCAAGACCAAACGACUCCAAAUCGACUCCUACAGCAAAACAGCAAUAUCCCUUCCCUCCACCUCCCAAGUCAGCGCAAACUCGUGCUCCCCGUCCGGCGUUUGCUCCGAAAAGUCAGCAACAGCAGGCCUCUUCUGGUGCCGAUAAAUUCAAUGCUUUCACCCGGGGGGUACCACAGUCAUGGGAUCGGGCGAAGUAUGACGAGGCCCGGGCAGAGGCAGCAAGAGUUUUUCCCGCCAUGAGGCCUACAUCAUCCGCUCAACAAAUGCCACCGAGAUCGACACCGCGGCAAGCCCCUACUGCCCCCAAACCCGGUUCUGGCUCGGAAAUGCCAUACGUGCCCAACGUACCGCCCACAAGUUUUCCGGGUCUAUCUAGGACGGCCAGUGCAAGAAAAUCAGACUAUCCUGGGCCCGACCCGUCGCAAUAUCCUCGUUCGGCGUUUUCUUAUGUCCAGGGCACACGUGGGCAGCCGCCGCCCAAUCCACACAUCCACGUCCAAGACAACCACUCGAUGCGAUCGCCUCCCGUUUCUAGGGCCAGGCCCGCGGUCAGUCCUCUACGGCAUGCCCGAUCUUCCGAUUAUGACAUGAGGAACGAUCUUGGGGGUCGUCCGCCCUCAAGAUAUGCUGGAACUGGUGGGGAGCGAACGGACAUCAAUGGGGACGGUCUACAUCGUUCGUCGAGUGUCCGCAAUUCACCGAUCGACGACCGAGGACCCUUUGGCAGGCCGUCAGCUCGCUAUGAGAAUAUUCCUCGCCAUCGGAGCGCUAGUCCCGGAAUGCGGAAGGCUGGAAUACAUGCAGAUUUCUCAGAGACCUCGUCGAGCGACGAAGAAACGUUGCCCAAGAAUUCUAGGCCAAAGGCUGUCCCUCGGAGCAAACCACAAGUCAGAACAGGGCUCAGUUACGAUGCUGACCAUAACCCGGGCCUGACAGGUCAAUUUCCUAGUACUAACUAUACUAGAAUCGUUGAUGACAGUCGCUAUCAGUACCCGCCUCCCGAUGCGAGGGAGCCGACGCGCAAGCCAUUCCCAAGCAUGGCAUCCCCAGAUGUUGAGGCACCCAAGCCUAAUGUGUUACAUGGUGAUGGUGGAGGUUCGGAUAAACCCAAGUAUGCUGCUCCCUUUUUCUUGGAUUCCCACACGUGGUCCCGAAGAAAUAGUCGCGAUGGUCCUGCUCAGAGAGGAUGUUCCUUCAACGGAUUUCCUUCAUGGGCAGUUCCUUCGAGUGUCUUUCCGCAGACCACGCCUCCCCGGCCUCAUAAGAAGAAGAGUGACACCCCCAAGGAAGGAGGCAGUCUUGAUUGCGUUCAGUCGUGGAUCAAUAGGACUAACCCAAGCGCCAGUCAUGCCUCCACUCAACCGAAAGUUCAGACAACGUUUUCAGCGGCGGAUUGGCAUGACAAGGUCACAGCCGAUGAUAUUUUCCGUGCGGAUGAGUCUCUGCGCAAGUCACCCUCGAAGUCAAGUCGGACUGCAAGCAAACCAACGUCGCGAGGGAGAGCGCAAUCGCGAUCAGCAGAACAAGAUCAAACAUCUCCGUCCGAGAUCCCCAACGGUCAUGGAGAAGACAAGUCGACAGCAUUCCAACCUGGCAAGUUGGCCGACGACUGGGCUGCUAGGGCGUCCGCGAAAACGGCUCCUGGGAACCCGAGAGCAAGUCCCGUGUCCGACACCACGGACGAUUCUAGAGAUCGCUACAUUGUGGUAGAAGAAGACGCAAUGGAUGUGGACACACCGCAGACCAACGGCAAUAGGCCUCCUACCUCGAACGGCAUCAAAUAUCCAGUCAGUGCUGGACCGCCCCGUCCCGAACCGAAACGCCGAUCCACGCACGGAGGAGUGGACCUGAAAGAAUUCACUGAGCAAGCCCCAUUUGCGCCAACGUCGGCCGGUCUCAAAGGCAUGAAAGAGGACCUUGUAACACACCUUCCAUUUGAAUCCCGAGCAUCCAACGAUGUCAACCUCAACCGUACCACGACUGCUCGUAUCCGGGCCUUGAAUCUCCCCAAACCACCCAAAGCUGUCACCCCGCCGGCCGAGGACCGAUUGGAUAAGGCCAAUUUCGCGCAGUAUGUUGAAAAUAUGGAUAACUACAUGCACGAAUGGAACAAAUUCAACGCGAAGAUGAUUGAGCAUUUUCGAUCCAGGCAGGAUCGUGUUUGCGGCACGAUGAGUCCGCAUUGGAUUUCGCAACCGAGCGAUGGACUAGACGCAGAUAUUUUGGAUGAAGAUGGCGCGGGCGAGAAGAAGGCUGGAUAUGGAGCGUACAUGCAGUGGCUGAAAGACGAUGCACAGUGUCGGACCUGGUGGGAAGAGGCAAACGAAAAGCAUUUACAAUGUUUAGAAGAUUUGGGCAGAAUCAGGCAGGUUGCGAAGCGAAAGUUGCGACCUUCAUGA